Molecule: messenger RNA, 2544 nt
Organism: Striga asiatica
Lineage: Eukaryota; Viridiplantae; Streptophyta; Magnoliopsida; Lamiales; Orobanchaceae
Source: the annotation of a GenBank genome assembly
AUGGCAGGGCGUUCGCUGGAAAUGAUCGUGACCAACACGCCGGCGAAGGAUCUCGCGUACACAAAUUUUGCCUACUGCCACCCCUCCGAUCUCCGGAAUUUCCUCGUGCCUGGAUCCAGAUUGGCUUACGCUUUGUGUGACCUUAACUUUGAUACACUGGGCAUGAUGCUGUUCCGAAUGGGAAUGUUGCUCUUAACGCAAUCCAACGUCGUCUUGCUAAAGUGUCCACUGGGGACUCAAUCUCUGUCAGUAGGUAUGAUUGGGUUCAUUCCUCCUGAAAAUUUCAACCUUGCGUUGCUCACCCUUGAAUUAGAGUUUGUGAAGAAAGGGGCGAAAGAAGAACAGGUUGAUGCUGUCCUUUUGUCCCAGCAGAUUCGUAGGAGAUUUAUGAACCAGGUUAUGACUAUUGGACAAAGGGUGACAUUGGAAUAUCAUGGCAAUGGGUUUAUCUUCACUGUUAAUCAAGCUUCAGUAGAAGAACAGGAAAGAUCUAAUGGCAUUGAUAGAGGGAUGAUUUCAGCUGACACGUAUAUUAUUUAUGAAGCAUCAAAUUCAAGUGGAAUAAAGAUUGUCAACCAGCGAGAAGCUGCUAGCAGCAACAUCUUUAGACACAAAGAGUUCAAUCUACAAUCUUUUGGUAUUGGUGGUUUGAGUGAAGAGUUUGCUGAUAUAUUUCGAAGAGCUUUUGCAUCAAGGGUUUUCCCUCCUCAUGUGACCUCUAAACUUGGCAUCAAACACGUUAAAGGAAUGCUGCUGUAUGGACCUCCUGGUACUGGGAAGACUUUGAUGGCUCGGCAGAUCGGCAAAAUGUUAAAUGGAAAGGAACCAAAGAUUGUGAAUGGGCCGGAGGUGUUGAGCAAAUUUGUUGGUGAAACUGAAAAAAAUGUGCGAGAUCUAUUUGCUGAUGCUGAGCAUGAUCAGAGAACCAAAGGUGAUCAAAGCGACUUGCAUAUCAUCAUAUUUGAUGAAAUAGAUGCUAUUUGUAAGUCUAGAGGUUCUACGAGAGAUGGCACUGGAGUACAUGAUAGUAUCGUAAACCAACUCCUAACUAAGAUAGAUGGUGUGGAAUCCCUGAAUAAUGUUCUGCUUAUUGGGAUGACAAACAGAAAGGAUUUACUUGAUGAAGCUCUUCUGAGGCCUGGGCGCUUGGAAGUACAAGUAGAGAUCAGCCUUCCAGAUGAAAACGGCCGUUUACAGAUUCUUCAGAUUCAUACAAACAAGAUGAAAGAAAGUUCUUUUCUGGCUCCAGAUGUAAACUUGGAAGAGAUUGUAUCAUAUGCCCUGAAUAGGCAACUGAGUAUGGACGAUCUUACCAAGCCAGUUGAUGAGGAUAAUAUAAAAGUCACAAUGGAUGAUUUUUUGAAUGCCCUUCAAGAAGUAAUUCCAGCAUUUGGUGCUUCGACAGAUGACCUAGAACGUUGCAGGCUUAAUGGAAUCAUGGAAUGUGGUGCACGACAUGACCACAUUUAUCGAAGAGCUAUGUUGUUAGCGGAACAAGUUAAAGUUAGUGAAGGAAGUCCGCUUGUUACUUGUCUUCUUGAAGGCCCAAGUGGCAGUGGGAAAACUGCAAUGGCAGCAACAGUUGGUAUUGAAAGUGAUUUUCCGUAUGUUAAGAUUAUUUCUGCUGAAACAAUGAUUGGACUCAGUGAACCGACAAAAUGCGCUCAUAUUGUUAAGGUGUUUGAAGAUGCUUAUAGGUCUCCUCUAAGUACAAUCAUCCUAGAUGAUAUUGAAAGGCUAUUGGAGUAUGUUGCAAUUGGGCCUCGUUUCUCAAAUUUAAUUUCCCAAACUUUGUUGGUGCUCCUGAAACGGCUUCCUCCAAAGGGAAAAAAGGUUCUUGUUAUUGGGACUACAAGUGAAGUCAAUUUCCUGGACUUGGUUGGAAUUCGAGAUGCAUUCUCAGUCACCUACAAUGUCCCUACAUUGCAGACAGAAGAUGCCAAAAAGGUGUUACAGCAGCUUAAUGUUUUCUCGAGUGAUGAUAUUGAUUCUGCUGCAGAGGCAUUAAACGAUAUGCCCCUCAAAAAGCUGUAUAUGGUUGUUGAGAUGGCUGCUCAGGGAGAACACGGUGGAAGUGCGGAAGCCAUCUAUUCUGGCAAGGAAAAGAUUAACAUUUCCCACUUUUACGACUGCCUUAAGGAUAUGGUCCGGUUUUAGGGCACAUUGUCCCGGGUUGUUAUUUUUUGGUUUGUCUGAGUUUUUCUCUCUGGAGUUGAUCUUAUUUUUGUCUCAACAUAUUGUGUAUCAUCAUCUCAUCUGAUAGUUAAGAGGGGCAUUUGUUUUGAUGACGCUCCUAAUCAUGGCUUUGGCUAAUCCGAAUAGAUAGUUUGAUUCUGUUGUUUGAGAACCAUUUUUUUUUUUAUGUAUAAUUGCCACUACACUUCAUCUCCUCACAAGUGAACUGCAUAGUAGUCGUGGUUAUGAUUGGAAUAUGUGGUCAUAAAUAAACAAGAUAAUUACGUAGCCGACGCCCAUAUGGGUUUUAUAUUUAAUGCUAGAAGGCCUGAUUGUGCACUGCACAAUCGAGUGUAAUUUGAUUUGUCA